CCGGGAGUCAGGAGACAUCCAAGCAUCGCGCUGAAACUUUCUGCCAACUUUGGGAUCCGGGAAUUAAGGCCGUUUGGACUUCGUCACUUAGACUUUAUUUUAAACAAAACAGAAAGGAUUGUUUCCCUCCUCCUGUGUUUGUAAAAAAGAAAGAAAGAAAAAAAAAGAAAACUGAAGAGGAGAAUCAUGCAGAUCCUGAUUGCGCACCGCUUCUUUGCUGCGUACCUCACUCUUUUUGGAUGCUUUGGAGAUCUUUACGCGAGCGCAGUCCUGAUGAAUUCCAACGCAAUUAAAAACCCACCAGGUGUUUCGGCUGGCAAAGGCACUGAGACUGUGAGUCCAAGUCCAGGCACCCCACCGUCUGGGGGCGCGGGACACAAACCCCCCACGGGCACCUUGCAGCAGUCAGGUGCUUGCAAGACGAAUGAAGACUGUGGAGGAGAUGAAUUCUGCAAUGAUGCCCGCGGUGUCUGCCUGUCGUGCAGAAAGAGCCGAAGGCGCUGCUUGAGAGACUCCAUGUGUUGUGCAGGAAACCGCUGCAGCAACGGUGUUUGUCAGGCAAUUGACAUACAUGGUUCACAUGGAUCCAUCACAGAGUGGAACAAAAACAACAGCACCAUGGAGAAUCCAGGCAAGAAACCUCCCACUGCUCACAGUUUCCCACCUAAUGCUGUCAAAGGCCAAGAAGGUGACACAUGCCUGCGGUCGUCAGACUGCGCCCAGGGUCUGUGCUGUGCCAGACACUUCUGGUCUCGCAUCUGUAAACCUGUGCUGACAGAGGGCCAGGUGUGCACGCGCCACCGCAGGAAAGGCAACCACGGCCUGGAGCUGUUCCAGCGCUGCGACUGCGGCGAGGGCCUGGUGUGCCGACCGGAGAAAGGAGAGCGAGAUCUCAGUGUCAGCAGGACUGCAGCCCGGAACCUACACACCUGUCAGAGACGCUGACACAGCCACACAGAUGCUCACGCAGAGACAGAGAUACGCUUUCGCUCGCACAGUCACAGACUGAUAAGUCAGUGACAGACACUGACAAAUCCUCCUCAGCCCUGUGUAUACCAAAGAUGCUGACACACACACACACACACACACACACACACACACACA
Austrofundulus limnaeus is the source of this 1104-nucleotide messenger RNA. RefSeq names its product dickkopf WNT signaling pathway inhibitor 1b (gene dkk1b). Gene Ontology annotation, molecular function: co-receptor binding; receptor antagonist activity. The record is from RefSeq and is a predicted model, not a curated record. Gene Ontology annotation, biological process: multicellular organism development; negative regulation of canonical Wnt signaling pathway. Gene Ontology annotation, cellular component: extracellular region. The transcript has 4 exons. Bases 187 to 945 code for a protein of 252 amino acids. Lineage: Eukaryota; Metazoa; Chordata; Actinopteri; Cyprinodontiformes; Rivulidae.